Molecule: messenger RNA, 768 nt
Organism: Trifolium pratense (red clover)
Lineage: Eukaryota; Viridiplantae; Streptophyta; Magnoliopsida; Fabales; Fabaceae
Product: universal stress protein PHOS32
Exons: 4
Coding region: 61-555 (164 amino acids)
Source: RefSeq, a predicted model, not a curated record
GUCAACAUUAUUUCUUCUUCUUCUUCUUCUUCAACUCUCAACCUUUCCUCAUUCACAAAAAUGGCAAAAGAUAGAACUAUUGGUGUAGCUUUGGAUUUCUCCAAGAGCAGCAAGAAUGCUCUCAAAUGGGCACUUGAUAAUUUAGCUGAUAAAGGUGACAACAUUUACAUCAUCCACAUCAGCCAUGAUUCUCUUGAUGAAUCUCGUAACCAGCUUUGGGCUCAAUCUGGUUCUCCUCUAAUUCCAUUGAAGGAGUUCAGAGAACCUGAGAUAAUGAAAAAGUAUGGUGUUCAAAUUGAUAUUGAGGUUCUUGAUUUGCUUGACACUGUUUCCAGACAAAAAGAGGUGAAUAUUGUUACAAAAGUGUAUUGGGGUGAUGCAAGAGAGAAACUUUUGGAUGCUGUUGAAGAUCUGAAGCUGGAUUCUCUUGUUAUGGGAAGCAGGGGUCUCAGCACAAUUCAAAGGAUACUAUUGGGAAGUGUAAGCAACUUUGUGAUGACCAAUGCUCCAUGCCCUGUGACUAUUGUGAAGGAUAAUAGCAGCAGCAGCAAGUAAAGAAUUAAAGAUGAUGAAUUUGUGAUUGCAUUUAAAUUUGGAAUGAUCUGUUUGUUGCAUUGUACUUGAGCUCUAUUUAAUCAUCUUCCGUUUCAUCAUGUGAGAUUAUAUAUUUAUAUAUAUUAUGAAUUUAAGACUAUAUAUUUGGUUGACUUUAUUGAAUCAAUAAUGUAAUUGGAGAAUCAUUUUAGGACUCCAAAGUUUUAUUGCUCA